AUGACAACAAUCGAGGAAUGUCAACAACAACGCCGUCUAACCUUUUUCCACCACCCACACUUUCUCGGACAGCCAUCGAAGUGGAAAUCGCUCGUCACGAGGGCAUCCUCGGCGUUUGCAAUGAUCGCAGGAUUCGUCACCAUGCUCGCUGCCGGUCAUGUCCCCACCAUCUUGCUCAUUUUCAUCAUCCAAGGCCUCAUGGUUCGAGAGUUGUUCGCACUUGCCGUGGAGGUGCGCAAGGAGAAGGACGUUCCAUGGUUUCGGCUGCAGCAGUGGUACUUCUACGGGACCGCGGUUUUUUUCACAUACGGAAGGUUUUUGAAGCACAAAUGGCUCGAGUCAUCCAUCGUGAAAGAUCCGGAGCGUCUGGGUGCGUUCGGUCUGUUCAUGUUUGCACACCACUCGUUCAUCUCCUACAUCGGGUGGAUGGUCGGGUUGGUGCUCUUCGUCCUGUCGCUGAGAUCCAGGGGUCUGUAUCUCUACCAGUUCGGACAGUUCGCGUGGACGCACAUGAUCAUCGUGACGAUACUCAUGCAGAGUUCGUGCUUUGUGGCGAACGUCCUCGAGGGCAUGAUUUGGUUUGUGUUCCCAGUGUCAAUUGUAUUUUUCAACGACGCCGCGGCGUACAUGUGCGGCUUCUUCUUUGGCCGAACCCCGCUCAUCAAGAUAUCCCCGAAAAAGACGUGGGAGGGGUUCAUCGGGGGUCUCAUAGUGACCCUUAUCGUCGCGCCCUUCGCGGCAGCGUGGAUGCAGAAGUACGAGUGGCUUAUUUGUCCGGUUGACGAUAAGUCCCCACUCCGCCUGUUUGGGGGUGCCAGUGGUUGCGACGUCGACCCCUUGUUUGUGGCAAAGGAGGUUACGGUGGGGUCCAUCGUCGGUGGAUUCGAAUCCGCGCUCGGUUGGAUGGUACCGCACGGAUGGGUCGCGACGGUGGCGAGGGCCUUGUUCGGCCUCGAGACGGUGCGGGUGUCGUGGUUCCAGGUGCACGCCGUCGUGUUCGCCUCGUUUGCGAGCAUCAUAGCGCCGUUCGGAGGUUUCUUCGCGUCCGGGUUCAAGCGGGCGUUCAAGAUCAAGGACUUCAGCGACACCAUCCCCGGUCACGGUGGGAUCACCGAUCGGAUGGAUUGCCAGAUGGUCAUGGCUCUUUUUUCCCACCUGUACAUCACGAAUUUCAUCCGGCAACCAGGUUUGAUGACCGUUGGGCAGCUCCUCUUGAAGAUUGAGUUUCUGACAAACGAGAACUUGCUGAGGCUGUACAAGGCUGUUGGGAAGAUGAUCGUGACAAGAGGCUUGAAACUUCCGUGA
Molecule: messenger RNA, 1305 nt
Organism: Micromonas commoda
Lineage: Eukaryota; Viridiplantae; Chlorophyta; Mamiellophyceae; Mamiellales; Mamiellaceae
Exons: 1
Coding region: 1-1305 (434 amino acids)
Cellular component (GO): endoplasmic reticulum membrane
Molecular function (GO): phosphatidate cytidylyltransferase activity
Source: RefSeq, a predicted model, not a curated record